UAUGAAUUUGCAGACUCACUACUUAGUCUCAAACACAUUUUUCUAUAGAAUUUAGCCAUAUUUGCAGUAUCGGUUGUUUGAUUGUCAUAAAACUAUUCCAUUGUUCAUCGAACUCUACACACUAGCUUUGGAUUUCCUCACCAGUGUUUAGUACCUAGCGAGUGCGUUUGUGUGUUGAGUGUUAGUCGUGUGUGUUUGUGCAAGGGCUUCGGCAGCAGCAGGCCUCACUGGAAGGCCGUCUGUGAAUCUCUCAUCUCCCUCUUCUCUCUUAAAGGGGCCUCCCGGCUCGCAGCCGUCACCACACGCACAGCCUCCCCCACACAAUACCAGCAACCCCAUGAUGGGACCACACGGGCAGCCUUUUAUGUCUCCACGGUACCCUGGUGGACCUCGGCCGUCUCUUCGCAUGCCAAAUCAGCCUCCUGUAGGAGUUCCAGGAUCACAACCUCUCCUGCCAAACAGUUUGGACCCAACCAGACCACAAGGACAUCCUAACAUGGGCGGUCCAAUGAGAAUGAAUCCUCCCAGGGGCAUGGGUGGCAUGGGUCCUCAGGUAGAACAUGACUUUCUGCUCAUAUACCCUCUGGUAGUCGCCCCAAGUCAAACGCACAUUACUGAAACCCUGUCACUCCUCUUUAUUCACCUGUGCUGAAAGCAGAGUUCUCCCCUCCUCCCCAUCUCUCUCUCUCUCUGUCCUUCUCGUUCUUGGCAAGCGAGGUGCUGCACAAAUCGGCAGCUGGUGCAGCAUCUGUUCGACAAAUUGGGUAGAGCGUAGAACAAAAGCUCGGGUUAGAAAGAAGCAGCCUCAGGCCUGAAAGCCUCUGUCACACUUUGCCCUCCACCCACGGGCAACCAGACAGGUGGGCCGCCGUCUGCCUGAGCAGAACUUCGUUAGCAUAGUGUCAAUCGUAUCCCAACCUGUUUGGUUGGAUCCCCACCGCUGCGGACAACAGUGGAUGAAGGGCAGGGAUUCCUGCAGCGUGUAGUUGCUGCAUUUUCGGCCCCACGGCAGAAGAAAAAAAAGAUUUUUCCCCAAAUUGUGAACUUAAAGGAAUAGUUCAGGCAAGAAUUCAAAUUUUUCAUUUACUCAACUUCAUGUAGUUCCAAACCUGUGUAAGAUUCUUUCUUAUGU
Puntigrus tetrazona (Sumatra barb) is the source of this 1132-nucleotide messenger RNA. Its product is annotated as single-stranded DNA-binding protein 3-like. The transcript is spliced from 4 exons. Gene Ontology annotation, cellular component: nucleus. Gene Ontology annotation, biological process: positive regulation of transcription by RNA polymerase II. The coding region runs from base 338 to 652 and encodes 104 amino acids. Lineage: Eukaryota; Metazoa; Chordata; Actinopteri; Cypriniformes; Cyprinidae. The record is from RefSeq and is a predicted model, not a curated record.